Molecule: messenger RNA, 801 nt
Organism: Galleria mellonella (greater wax moth)
Lineage: Eukaryota; Metazoa; Arthropoda; Insecta; Lepidoptera; Pyralidae
Gene: mRpL32
Product: 39S ribosomal protein L32, mitochondrial
Exons: 4
Coding region: 148-744 (198 amino acids)
Biological process (GO): translation
Cellular component (GO): mitochondrial large ribosomal subunit
Molecular function (GO): structural constituent of ribosome
Source: RefSeq, a predicted model, not a curated record
AAGUGCGGUCUCUUUUCCUGUCGUUAUAUACUUUUUUGAUCAUAGUCUGAUCCUGAUAUAGCGCUUUAUCGAGUUCAACUUAAUAAUUCAGUUAUUUCUCAUUUCCAUUUUCUUUAAAUAUAGAAUUACGCAAGAGAUUAACGAAUAAUGAUCAAUCUUCGUAUCUAUAAUUUUAUAAAAAUACUAAAAAAUGUUGAACGCAUUAUUUUUCAAAAUAUGUUCGGAGGUCCUCCAAAAGAACUUGCCUUAGCUUAUGUCAAUGAUAAAAGAACACCAGAACAUGUAAAAAAACUAUCAAUUAGAGAUAUUAUUGGAGAUGGCAUAUUAUUAGCUGUCCCUAAAUUCCGAAGAACAGUGGAAAAAAGAUGGAAAAGAAAGUAUGGGUCACCUGAAUAUGUAUGGAAAAUGCUGGUGCCAAAAAAUAACAUUAAAGUUUGUUCUGAAUGUGGACAUCAUCAUGAGAGUGGAAGACUUUGUGGAAAUUGUUAUAAAAAAGUGGAGAUGGAAACUAAUGAAAUCAAAGAAAAAAUUCAAGAAAAAUUAGCAAAAACUCCUAUUGACAAAGAUGUUAUAGUGCUGUAUGAGGGAGAAAAUUUGCCAGAUCAACCUAAUGAAUUUUGGAAGGGUAAAAGGAUAAUAGAGAUGAAGAAAGAAAGACCACAAUGGUUCAGUAGGAAUCUGUUACAAAAAUCAACUCAGCAGCCAUCUACCUCCACUGAUGUAAAGCCAACGGAUCUGGCUUAAUUGUCACUAGAAAAAGUGUAGAUAAAAUAUAAAGUGAAUUAUAUACUUAUUAGUUAA